AUGGCCAUGCUUUGGCAGCAGUUACUCGUCGCCAUUGCAAUAGGCGUGUUAGCUACGCAUGUUGUGGCUGAUCAUGAUGACCACUAUUUUUAUGCAUCUCCACCUCCGCCAAGAUAUGUUUAUAAGUCACCACCACCGCCAUGGACAAGAUCAACGCCCCCUCCUUAUCAUUACUAUUCACCUCCACCGCCACUAAAAUCAUCUCCACCACCCUAUUACUACAACUCACCACCACCAUCCAGAUCACCACCUCAUCCUUACUACUACAAGUCACCACCACCGCCUUCACCAUCACCACAUCCGCCAUAUGUAUAUAAGUCACCACCACCACCCUCUCCAUCACCACCUCCGCCAUAUGUUUAUAAAUCACCACCACCACCCUCACCAUCACCACCACCUCCAUACAUUUAUAGAUCACCACCACCACCACCAUCUCCAUCACCACCACCUCCUUAUAUAUACGAAUCACCACCGCCACCAUCACCAUCACCACCACCACCUCCUUACGUCUACAAAUCUCCACCACCACCUUCAUCUUCACCCCCUCCCCCUUAUAUUUACAAGUCUCCACCUCCCCCAUCUCCAUCGCCACCUCCUCCAUAUGUAUACAAGUCCCCACCACCACCUUCACCUUCACUACCUCCCCCAUACAAGUCACCUCCUCCGCCAUCUCCAUCACCUCCUCCUCCUUAUAUCUAUAAGUCUCCCCCACCACCUUCCCCGCCUCCUCCUCCACCACUAUCAUCAUCACCACCUCCUCCAUACAUUUAUAAGUCACCACCACCACCACCUUCUCCGUCUCCUCCCCCACCAUAUAUCUAUAAAUCACCCCCACCGCCUUCCCCAUCACCCCCACCUCCUUAUGUCUAUAAUUCCCCACCUCCACCAUCACCAUCACCACCGCCACCAUAUGUUUACAAAUCUCCACCACCGCCUUCACCAACACCACCCCCACCAUAUAUUUAUAAAUCACCACCUCCCCCAUCUCCAUCACCACCUCCUCCAUAUGUAUACAAGUCCCCACCACCACCUUCACCUUCACCACCUCCCCCAUACAUUUACAAGUCACCUCCUCCGCCAUCUCCUUCACCACCACCACCGUAUAUUUACAAAUCUCCACCACCACCUUCACCUUCACCACCUCCCCCAUACAUUUACAAGUCACCCCCUCCGCCAUCUCCUUCACCACCACCACCAUAUAUUUACAAAUCUCCACCACCACCUUCUCCGUCUCCUCCCCCACCAUACAUUUAUAAAUCACCCCCACCACCUUCACCAUCACCUCCACCUCCUUAUAUCUAUAAAUCCCCACCUCCACCAUCACCUUCACCACCACCACCACCAUAUAUUUACAAAUCUCCACCGCCACCUUCACCGUCACCACCACUACCGUAUAUUUAUAAAUCACCACCCCCUCCAUCUCCAUCCCCACCCCCAUACUACUACAAAUCACCACCUCCGCCUUACUACGUCUAGGAGAGACACCAAGACUCACAUUAACCGAUUAACUACUUGGAAGUUCUUUUGACAUCGGUUAUAUUUCCUAUUCUUAAUUUAUUCCCCAUCAAGUCAUCAUCAUGUUAUCAUAAAUAUAUUUGUUGUGACCAUUAUGUAUUUCCUUAUAUUACAUAAUAAUUCCUAUUAACUUUCAAUAUUUAAGUACAUUGUCUUGAUUUGAGUUGAAUUUUUUUUUUCUUCUC
Helianthus annuus (common sunflower) is the source of this 1700-nucleotide messenger RNA. Its product is annotated as extensin-2. Gene Ontology annotation, molecular function: structural constituent of cell wall. The transcript has a single exon. Bases 1 to 1476 code for a protein of 491 amino acids. NCBI's taxonomy places the organism in Eukaryota, Viridiplantae, Streptophyta, Magnoliopsida, Asterales, Asteraceae. The record is from RefSeq and is a predicted model, not a curated record. Gene Ontology annotation, biological process: plant-type cell wall organization.